Messenger RNA from Enhydra lutris kenyoni (northern sea otter), 953 nucleotides. RefSeq names its product pirin. Gene Ontology annotation, cellular component: nucleus. NCBI's taxonomy places the organism in Eukaryota, Metazoa, Chordata, Mammalia, Carnivora, Mustelidae. Gene Ontology annotation, biological process: monocyte differentiation. Gene Ontology annotation, molecular function: quercetin 2,3-dioxygenase activity. The record is from RefSeq and is a predicted model, not a curated record.
AUGGCAUCCUCCAAGAAAGUGAUCCUGUCCAUGCUCAGCCGCGCAGAGCAGUCGGAAGGGUUUGGAGCCAGGGUCCGCCGAAGCAUUAGCAGACCCGAGUUGAAAAAUCUGGAUCCAUUUUUACUGUUUGAUGAAUUUAAAGGAGGUAGACCAGGCGGAUUUCCUGAUCACCCACAUCGAGGUUUUGAGGCAGUGUCUUACCUCCUGGAGGGCGGCAGCAUGGCCCAUGAAGACUUCUGUGAACAUGCUGGUCAGAUGAACCCAGGAGACCUGCAGCUGAAGAGUAAAGAAAUCCCCAAAGCCAGGCAGGAUGGUGUGACGGUUGCCGUCCUUUCUGGAGAAGCUCUGGGAGUAGAGUCCAAGAUUUACACUCACACACCAACCUUAUAUUUGGACUUCAAACUGGACGCUGGAGCCAAGCACUGCCAGCCUAUUCCUAAAGGAUGGACCAGUAUCGCGUAUACUAUCUUGUGGGUAAUGUAUUUGGGACCUGAGGAUGCACAACAGAAAAUAGCACCUCAUCACACAGCAGUGCUGGGGGAAGGUGACAAUGUCCAGGUGGAGAACAAGGACCCUGAGAGAAGCCACUUUGUUCUAAUUGCUGGGGAGCCACUAAGAGAACCAGUUGUCCAACAUGGUCCAUUUGUGAUGAACACCAAUGAAGAGAUUUCUCAGGCCAUUCUUGAUUUUAGAAAUGCAAAAAAUGGGUUUGAAAGAGCCAAAACCUGGAAAUCAAAGAUUGGAAACCAGUGAAGAGCCCAGGAGCAGAUCUCCGUGCUUUCUAGAAUUUUGCCAGUGGUGGCAUCCGUCCGUUCAGCACAUUGGAGUUUCCAGAGUUGACUGAGCCUAUGCUUCUAAUGAAUUCUACCCUGAAGUGAUAACACAGUUUUUAUAGCAACGCACAUGAGUAUUUCCUGCUACAUGCAAAUAAACCUAAUUGUUGCUUCUUUAAA